AUGACCGGAAUCAAUUUAAUUACGUCCGCUCCAGAAGUCAACAGUUGGGCUGAGGCCGUUGAGCAAGACAGUGCUCCACAUAUCCAGGAAGGUGCCGACGGAAUUCGCACAGAGACCGCGUUCACCGAAGUCGAUGGAGUCAGAUAUAAGGUUGUCACCCAAUUCAAAGUCAUCAACAAGCGUGUGCCGAAGGUGGUAGCCGAUCGCAAGAAGUGGGUGAAGUUCGGAAGCUGCAAAGGAGAACCAGCAGGUCCACAAGUCGCCACGACGUACGUCGCUGAAGAAGUCGAGAUGCAAUUCACCAGAAACCGCGCUGGAGAGCAGAUUCUCGACGUGCAGGAGGAUAAGCAGGCGGCGAAGACUACGAGCCGUGAGCAUUGCCGUCACUGCAAAGGAAACGAUCACUGGAGCACACAUUGUCCGUACAAAGUCAUGUAUCAGUUGGACGAGGAGGCCGACGCCAACCAGGACGCGGAUAGCAAGAAUGCGUUGGGACUUCGUGGUGAUGGACGUCAAAUGGAAAGAAACCGCUCCGACGAGAACACGUGCCGAGUCACAAACCUCCCGCAAGAGAUGAACGAGGACGAGCUCCGUGACGUAUUCGGACGCAUAGGACGCGUCAUUCGAAUCUUCAUAGCCCGCGACAAGAUCACCGGACUGCCCAAAGGAUUCGCGUUCGUCACAUUCGAAUCGAGAGACGACGCCGCCCGUGCCAUCGCCGAGCUCAACGACAUCCGGAUGUAUCACAUGGUUCUCAAGGUCGAGUGGACUCGUCCGAGCAACUAA
Molecule: messenger RNA, 786 nt
Organism: Caenorhabditis briggsae
Lineage: Eukaryota; Metazoa; Nematoda; Chromadorea; Rhabditida; Rhabditidae
Gene: Cbr-eif-3.G.1
Product: Protein CBR-EIF-3.G.1
Exons: 5
Coding region: 1-786 (261 amino acids)
Cellular component (GO): cytoplasm; eukaryotic translation initiation factor 3 complex
Molecular function (GO): translation initiation factor activity; RNA binding
Source: RefSeq, a predicted model, not a curated record